This is a messenger RNA of Linum tenue, 3312 nucleotides long. The record is from the annotation of a GenBank genome assembly. Lineage: Eukaryota; Viridiplantae; Streptophyta; Magnoliopsida; Malpighiales; Linaceae.
CGGCAGCUGAGCUGCUGAGAAGCCGCAGUCGUAGGCAGCCCGUCCAACAGCGACGUACGAAAGGGAAAUUUCUUCAGCCGAGGUCCUGAUUCGUUGGAAAAAAGUCUGGAAUCUCUCUGGUUCCUCGUCCGCAGCUUCGUCUGACAUGGCAGGCGGAAACUCUGCCUCCGGUGGCAGGACCGGCGUUAGGGUCGUGGUCGCCGGAGACCGUUUCACCGGUAAAUCGAGCUUGAUUGCAGCGGCGGCGACGGAGUCCUACCCUGAAAACGUCACUCACGUUCUACCUCCCACUCAUCUCCCCGCCGAUUUCUUCCCUGAUCGAGUCCCCAUCACCAUCAUCGAUACUUCUGCCGCCUUGGAGAAUAGAGGGAAGUUAAUUGACGAGCUAAAGAGAGCUGAUGUGGUGGUGUUAACUUACUCUUGUGAUCAAGCAUUGACAUUGAAUCGUCUAAGUAGCUUUUGGCUCGAGGAGCUUCGUCGAUUAGAGGUGAAAGUGCCAAUUAUCGUAGUGGGUUGCAAGCUUGAUUUGCGAGAUGAGAACCAGCCAAUUAGCCUGGAACAUGUCAUGAGACCUGUCAUGCAUGAGUACAGGGAGAUUGAGACCUGCAUAGAGUGCUCUUCCGUUACCCUUAUGCAAGUUCCAGAUGUAUUCUAUUAUGCACAAAAAGCUGUACUUCACCCAACAUCUCCAUUGUUUGACCAAGAAAGUCAGUCUUUGCAACCUCGAUGUCAGAGGGCACUUAAAAGGAUAUUUCUCCUUUGUGACCGUGACAUGGAUGGCGCACUCAAUGAUUCAGAAUUAAACGAAUUUCAGGUUAAAUGUUUCAAUGCUCCACUGCAGCCUGCUGAAAUAGUGGGUGUGCGAAGAGUUGUACAAGAGAAGAAGAGGAAUGGAGUUAACGACCUGGGUCUUACACUCGAAGGCUUCUUAUUUCUACAUUUUCUUUUCAUAGAUAAAGGCCGCCAUGAAACAACCUGGGCUGUCUUGAGAAGGUUUGGCUAUGGUGAUAAUUUAGAACUCAGAGAUGAUGGUCUCCCAGUUCCGACUAAGCAUGCUGUUGAUCAGAGUAUUGAGCUAAAAACAGAAGCACUUGACUUUCUACGUGGGACCUUCCGCUUGUUUGAUAUUGACAAUCAUGGAGCCCUGAGGCGAACUGAGCUUGAAGAGCUAUUUUCAACUGCUCCUGAAAGUCCUUGGAAUGAGGCUCCUUAUAAGGGUGCAGCAGAAACAACUUCCCAAGGAAAUUUAACUCUCAAGGGAUUCUUAUCUGAGUGGGCCCUUAUGACACUGAUAGAUCCGAGGCGCAGUUUGGCUAAUUUAAUAUAUAUUGGAUACAAUGGGAAUCCUGCUUCAAUUCUCCGUGUUACUAGACGAAAAUCUAUUGACCGUAAGAAGCAACGCAGUGAAAGAAGUGUUUUCAACUGUUUGGUCUUUGGUCCAGAGAAUGCUGGAAAAUCUUCCAUGUUGAAUGCUUUGCUUGGAAGAUCAUUUUCAGGAGGUCACAACCCAGCCGGUGAGAGAUAUGCAGCAAAUGUUGUUGAUCAGCUUGGGGGUAACAAGAAGACUCUCAUCUUGCGAGAGGUACCUGAAGACGGAGUGAAAAUUUUGCUAUCAAAUAAGGAAUGUCUGGCAGCUUGUGAUGUUGCAGUGUUUGUUUAUGACAUUUCAGAUGAAUAUUCAUGGAAAAGAACAAGGGAUCUGCUAGUAGAAGUAGCUAGGCAAGGAGAAGAAACUGGUUAUGGGGUGCCUUGUCUCCUAGUAGCUGCUAAGGGCGAUUUGGUUCCAUACCCCAUGGCACUUCAGGAUUCACUGAAGGUUUGUCGCGAGUUGGGAAUAGAGGCUCCUGCUGCAGUGAGCAUGAAGACCGGAGAUCUGAAUGACUUAUUUGGGAGAAUUAUUGGUGCAGGUGAAUCUCCUCAUCUCAACAUUCCUGAAACUGAGACUGGGAGGAAACGCAAGAGCUUCCGUCGCCUCGUCAAUAACUCCCUACUCUUCGUCUCAGUUGGGGCGGCUUUUGCAGUUGUUGGCAUGACAGUGUUUCGUACUUACAAUGCGAGAAGGAAUUCUAAUUAGGGGUUCGCUCAACUGAAGUCAGUUAGCACCAAGCCACAAUUGAAGGGGAUCUGCCCAAUUUUGCAAGCAGUUGAACUUUAAAUACCUCAAAGGAUUGAAAAUCCCCCACGCCCUAUGUAAAUAAUGGUAUUGCACCGAUUCUUUUUUCGUUCCCACAUCCAAUUCUUGGAUUGAAAUGGCCUGUGUUCCUGACUCCAUUUUUUAUUGUAGUAUAGAACCGCUCAGGACACAAAAUAUCAUAUGUUGAUUACUUUUCAGGAAUAGGAUAUCUGGUGCUAUUAUACCUUGUUUUGGAAAUCCUAUUUGGAAGUCUAUGUAUUGAGGAAAAAUGUUUGGGGUACUGAGGAGAAACAUCAUUUGAAGCUUGGCAUUUACUUAGAAUGCAGCAAAAAGUUGAGAGUUCAUUUGCCUUGAUAAGUAGUAUUGCUGUAGCUUUUACAUACUUGAGUUGGAAGAGGGAAAAGGCAUUUGCAGUUGUAAGGGGAAAGCCAACCUUUUGUUUUAGUGUUGAGGAAAUUCGAUAUCCCAGUGGAAUGGAGAUUUGCUGUGUCUGCCAAUAAGAUUCAUGACAGGUCAAUCAAAGGAGACAGGAAGCAAAAGCAGGGGAGGUUUUUUCUUUCUUUUUUCUGGGUGGUCUUGUUCUGUUUCUAGUUUCUGCCCUCUGUGAUGAAGCCAUCGAUGCUGAUAUGGACUAACAUGAUCUCAAGUGGUUUGGAGAACCAGCAUCAGUCUGCUGCAGUGGCAAAAAUUUCAAAGCCGGAGUUGUUGACCUGCCAGGAAUGAAGGCAGAGGCUCUAUGUAGUGGUGGUGGGGUGAGGGGACGUGAAAUCCUGGAGUGCCGGAUUCUCACUCACCAGAAAGGGUCAAGACUGGGUUGAUUAAAGGUGACAGAACCUAGUAAUAGAUGAAUGGAAAGCUAGUUAUUCUAUUCAAUUUUGUUGAGGCUGCUUUUGAUCUCUUGGUCUCAUCUUUAGCUGCAGAAUCCUGCAUGUAUAUGGACUGUAGUAUAGGUAUGUCUUUGGCCCUUUGUGCUAGAUAGCUAGGCUCUCUUGCUCUGUCGUCUCCACUUUGUAGGAAGUAGGCAAAAUCUGGGAUUGGUAUGGUCGUCAGAUUCUCUCAGGUGUUGAGUGGUAGAGGACUUAGGAGGAGAAUGACGAUGAUCCUCACUUGCUCAGUAAGCACCAGCAAUGUAACAUAUUUUGUUGUGUCCGAGUUUGGGGCUUCAUAUUUUGUUCAGC